AUGGGCGCUCCCAUCAUUGAACUCAUCGAUCCAGCCGCAUCCGUCAAGACACCAACGAUUCUUAACAACUUCGGCUCAGAAUAUGCAGGCUGUCUUGUAAGCACUGAAAUAGGCACCGCCCUCUUCUAUUUUGUUGUCGCGGCCCCUUUCGACGUGGCCACUUUCGCCAAAAUCAGCAGCAACUCGCUUGUCAAGAAGCUGGACAUAAAACAACAUGACAGCUCUCAAUGCAAAAGCGGCUUGGUCAUGAUUGCUGAUGCUUUGCAUGGCGUGCUGUACACGUAG
This is a messenger RNA of Drepanopeziza brunnea f. sp. 'multigermtubi' MB_m1, 285 nucleotides long. Lineage: Eukaryota; Fungi; Ascomycota; Leotiomycetes; Helotiales; Drepanopezizaceae. The record is from RefSeq and is a predicted model, not a curated record.